CUAAGAUAAGCAAAAAAAAAAAAAAAAAAAAAGAAAGAAAAAAUGCCCCCCUAUCCCAAUAAACAAAGCAACAUGGUUCUUUUUGGACUGAAUGUUUGGUCAUGAAAGUUUGAAUGUUUGGUAUGAAGUUACGUUUCCAACAAGCUUGUUCUAUAAGGUGUCUGUUAAAUGAGAGGAGAUUUGAAAAUGACCAGCUUUGGGUCACACGAUUCUACUAAGACGGUUUGUCAGCAGAACAAAUUAAAGUGAAGCUCUUAAAAUGAAACAGGAGUCUCCCAAAUAAUGAGCUAUUUUAAGCAAACUUUAGUGAUGGUCAGUGGUGACGUGACUGGCUCAUAAUGUUGCUUCCACAUUUGCUGCCUGUGUCAGGGAAUGAAUGGUAUGCUCUGCCAAUUACUGACAGUAUAUAAAGGUCCAUGGGGAGAAGACACACACACUUCAGAAACAGCCUCUUGCAGUCCACCUGAACCCUCUUGCCUUGACAACAUGUGUUGUAACUACUACGGCAACUCCUGUGGCUAUGGCUGUGGAAAGAGCUAUAGCUGUGGGUUCAGCCCCUAUUAUGGCUGUGGAUAUGGAAGUAGAUACGGCUGUGGAUACGGCUCGGGAUACGGCUGUGGAUAUGGGACAGGAUAUGGCUGUGGAUUUAGCCCCUAUUAUGGCUGUGGUUAUGGAACCAGAUAUGGCUGUGGAUAUGGCUCUGGCUAUAGCAGCUACUGGCCAGUUUGCUACAGGAGAUGUUAUUCUUGCUGCUAGAACAUCACCCUCUUAGCCUAGCCUGCUUCUGAAAUGAGGAAUCUAAAAAUAAUACUGCUUUGAGGAUCUGUAACCCAUGAUUUGUACUUGCAAGAAAUUGUAUGUGUGACAGAGGCUUUGAUCUCCAACUACCCAUUUUUAGAUUGACAUGCUUGAGGUCUGAAGUUCAAUGGUGAUAUCAUCUGACUCUUCCAAAUGUUAGCCUUUACUCCCUAAUCUCUGAGUCUCUGUUAUGACUGUGUUAAUGAUCCUAACAUUCUAAAGCUUGAAU
This is a messenger RNA of Bubalus bubalis (water buffalo), 1027 nucleotides long. RefSeq names its product keratin-associated protein 6-2-like. The transcript has a single exon. Lineage: Eukaryota; Metazoa; Chordata; Mammalia; Artiodactyla; Bovidae. The record is from RefSeq and is a predicted model, not a curated record. Bases 373 to 756 code for a protein of 127 amino acids.